AUGCUUUUGUCUGAUAAUUACUUGAAGUCCUAUAUGAAAGAUGAUUUCUCCUUUGAAGCUCCUUCAUCAAAGGGUUUCUUGCAAGAUUUUCACCAUCUUGAUCAGUUUCAAACUAUUGGGUCUUCAUCAAAUCCCAUCUUUGGGGUGCAAACUCAGUGUUAUGAUACAUUGAAUAACAAUUUGGCAUAUGGGUGCACCUCAACUAAUUUUGAUAUUUACGAGUGUAAGCCAUUUAUGGAUAAUGGUGGGCAUGGUCAUGUUAUGGACAAUUUCGAGAGUGGAGGAUACUUGAAUCUCCCUCAGAGAAAUCCCAUUGAUAUUAUGGGAUCAGAUCGGAGUCACGUGGUCUUUACUAGCCAAGACAUAAUAAAACCUCUGAAUUUUGUUGUACCAGAUGAAGUCUCAUGCAUAACAGCGGAAAAUGGGUACUACAAAAAAAUUGGCAUGAACAAAAAUAGAGCAUUGCCAACAACUAAAAAACCACAAAAAGGUCGUAAGAAAUCUAAUGUUGUUAAGGGUCAAUGGACAGUUGAAGAAGACAGGCUUUUGAUUCAACUGGUUAAGCAAUAUGGAGUGAGAAAAUGGUCUUAUAUUGCUCAAAUGUUGCCUGGGAGGAUAGGAAAGCAGUGCCGAGAGAGAUGGCAUAACCAUCUUAGACCAGACAUCAAGAAGGAUACAUGGAGUGAAGAGGAAGAUAAGGUACUAAUUCAGGCCCAUGCAGAGAUUGGAAAUAAAUGGGCAGAGAUUGCAAAGAGGUUGCCUGGGAGAACUGAAAACUCCAUCAAGAACCAUUGGAAUGCAACCAAAAGAAGGCAAUACUCGAAACGAAAAUGUCGUUCAAAGUACCCUAGAGGCUCUCUUCUACAAGAAUACAUCAAGGGCUUGAACUUGGACCCAUCAAACAUGGUGCAAAAUAGAAGAAAAACUUCUUCUAGUAAUGCCAUAGCCAAUAACACCACCAUUAAAACACCAACUCAGCUGCCACAGUCCACCGAUCAGUUUUGCCCUAAUGCUCGGUUGGUUCCAAACUAUGAUUUCAAUGAGGUUCCGGACUUUUGUUUCGACGAAAACAUGUUUCAGGAGAGCUGUAGUAUCGAUUCUCUUCUUGAUGACAUACCUAAUAGUCCUCCAGUAGUUGUGGAUGAGAAUGACUUUGUCAUGGAUAUUCCAGUUGAUAUGACUCCAGUGGUAGAUUGUGAUGUGAAGAAGGAGCUGGAUUUGGUGGAGAUGAUGUCUCAAGUUAAUGAAGCCAAAUGUGUAAGCCCUUAG
Molecule: messenger RNA, 1269 nt
Organism: Quercus robur (English oak)
Lineage: Eukaryota; Viridiplantae; Streptophyta; Magnoliopsida; Fagales; Fagaceae
Product: transcription factor MYB98-like
Exons: 4
Coding region: 1-1269 (422 amino acids)
Biological process (GO): regulation of DNA-templated transcription
Cellular component (GO): nucleus
Molecular function (GO): RNA polymerase II cis-regulatory region sequence-specific DNA binding; DNA-binding transcription factor activity, RNA polymerase II-specific
Source: RefSeq, a predicted model, not a curated record